Molecule: messenger RNA, 2272 nt
Organism: Nothobranchius furzeri (turquoise killifish)
Lineage: Eukaryota; Metazoa; Chordata; Actinopteri; Cyprinodontiformes; Nothobranchiidae
Source: RefSeq, a predicted model, not a curated record
AAGGUUGAUACAAAUUAAAGGUAUGUUUGUCGUGGCAGGAUAGCGUCAUCUGGUGGCGACGAGGAGGGCAACACUUCCUUGGAACGAAGAACGCGGUAAAACGAUUUUCCGGUGAACGUAAUAAGGAAGAAAGCAGCAUGGCAUCCGACAGCAUCAUGGCUAACCGUAACGGCCAGGAGGCCGUCUCCUUGAACGGGGAGCCGGUCGUUAAACGACCCAGGGACAGCGUCGAACCGGACUUGUCACUCCGCGCGCCGAAGGAGCCCCAGAACAAAGUGACCGUAGUGCUCGGAGCUCAGUGGGGCGACGAGGGGAAAGGGAAAGUUGUUGACUUGCUCGCCAUGGAUGCGGAUAUUGUCUGCAGGUGUCAGGGAGGCAACAACGCAGGACACACCGUGGUGGUGGACUCAGUGGAGUACGACUUCCACCUCCUGCCCAGUGGGGUCCUCAACAAGAAGGCGACCUCCUUCAUCGGCAACGGAGUGGUGAUCCACCUACCGGGUCUGUUUGAGGAGGCGGAAAAAAACCUGAACAAAGGCAAAGGACUUCAAGGAUGGGAGGAGAGAUUAAAGAUUUCUGAUCGCGCCCACAUCGGUCAGUGGAUGAUGUUUCUUCAGCCUGAAUGUUGUAUUCAUAACAGACGUUUCACUCACGCUUUGUUGUGUCCUCUAGUGUUCAACUUCCAUCAAGCUGUUGAUGGGAUCCAGGAGCAGCAGAGGCAGCAGCAAGAAGGGAAAAAUUUAGGAACCACGAAGAAAGGCAUCGGCCCGGCCUACUCCUCCAAAGCUGCUCGCAACGGCCUGCGAGUCUGUGACCUUGUCUCAGAUUUCAAGGUUUUUGAGGACAAAUUCCGAAUGCUGGCCGAACAUUUCCUAACGAUGUAUCCAAACCUGAACGUGGACGUCGACGGGGAGCUGAAGCAGCUGAAGGAGUUUGCAGAGAGGCUGCGCCCUCUGGUGACAGAUGGUGUGUACUUCAUGCACAAAGCACUGACUGGACCCAGUAAGAAGAUCCUGGUGGAGGGGGCCAAUGCUGCUCUGCUGGACAUUGACUUUGGGACAUAUCCUUUUGUGACGUCCUCUAACUGCACCGUGGGUGGCGUCUGCACUGGACUCGGGGUUCCCCCGUCCUACGUUGGCCGAGUGUACGGCGUGGUCAAAGCCUACACAACCCGAGUGGGCGUUGGUGCUUUCCCCACAGAGCAGGACAGCGAAAUCGGGGAGCUGUUGCAAAGCAGAGGAAGAGAGUUUGGUGUGACGACGGGCCGAAGGAGACGAUGUGGUUGGUUGGACCUGAUCUUGGUCCGAUACGCCCACAUGGUCAACGGCUUCUCUGCAAUCGCCCUGACCAAGCUGGAUAUUUUAGACACGCUGCCUGAGAUUAAAGUGGGUGUGGCCUAUAAGGUCGAUGGAGAACCUCUGCCGAGUUUCCCAGCCAACAUGGACGUUUUGACGCGUGUGUCGGUGGAUUACCAGACGUUGCCCGGCUGGCGCUGCAGCACGGAGUCGGCCAGGAGCUUCGAAGAGCUCCCUUCACAGGCACAAAAUUACAUUCGGUUCAUUGAGGACUUCCUGCAAGUGCCAGUGAAAUGGGUCGGAGUGGGAAAGUCCCGAGAAAGCAUGAUCAAACUCUUUUGAUCCCCAUCUGCAGUCACCAGCAUCCCAUAAUACCAGAUUACAGAAAUUUAAAGUGCAAACGUCAUCCUAAAGAAACGUGAAUGACGUCACCAGCAAGGCCACGUGUGAAGCCUCCAGCUGCUGCUCCUGUGCCACAUUUACAGGAAGUCUUCAGAUGGAACUUGUACAUUCCUCAAUUUCAUCUCUAUAUAUUUAUUAGGCUGCUAAUAAAUGAAUCCUAGUCAAAAUAAAAGGUUAAUUGUUAGUCAACAGGGAAGAACUGUGUCUAAGCUUUUGAAUUUUAUUUAGCCUGACGGAACUAAAGAAUUUUUUUUUAAGUUAAAGCGUCACUGAUGAACAGAUGUAGAAGCGUUUGUAUGACAAGGACUUCAAAAUAAGACAUGUUAAAUUCCAUCAUACACUUGUUACGAUGGUGAUGCUUUUUCUGUUUCGUCAAAGUGACAUUAAAAGCAUUACAUCUUUAUCAGUAGUGUGAGUGAAGUUCUAGUUUUAAAGAUAUGAGUUGUUUUCACUUCCUCACCGGCUUUUGGUGUAAAUGUAAAGACAACAGAUGAACAGAGUACAUGGUGAUGUUUUCAACCUUCAGACAAGAAUGGAGGAAUUUCAUCACCAAUAAAAGGAAUUUCUCAUCUUUA